This is a messenger RNA of Parus major (Great Tit), 462 nucleotides long. Its product is annotated as 60S ribosomal protein L23-like. Gene Ontology annotation, molecular function: structural constituent of ribosome; large ribosomal subunit rRNA binding. Lineage: Eukaryota; Metazoa; Chordata; Aves; Passeriformes; Paridae. The record is from RefSeq and is a predicted model, not a curated record. The annotation marks the transcript as partial. Gene Ontology annotation, biological process: translation. Gene Ontology annotation, cellular component: cytosolic large ribosomal subunit; ribosome. The transcript has 3 exons.
CAGCGCCGGGAGUCCCGGGAUAACAGCGCCGGGAAUCCCGGGAUAACGGCUCCGCACCUCCCCGCAGGGGCCAAGAACCUCUACAUCAUCUCGGUGAAAGGCAUCAAGGGCCGCCUGAACCGGCUGCCGGCGGCCGGCGUGGGUGACAUGGUGAUGGCCACGGUGAAGAAGGGCAAGCCGGAGCUGAGGAAGAAGGUGCACCCGGCAGUGGUGAUCCGGCAGCGGAAAUCCUACCGGAGAAAAGACGGAGUGUUCCUGUACUUCGAGGACAACGCGGGAGUGAUUGUAAAUAACAAAGGGGAAAUGAAAGGCUCGGCCAUCACAGGCCCCGUGGCCAAGGAAUGUGCGGAUCUGUGGCCCAGGAUCGCUUCCAACGCCGGGAGCAUCGCCUGAUCCCGAUCCUGAUCCCGAUCCCGGCCCUGCCCCUGGCCAGGAACACAAAAUAAAACUCCUUGUACCAAC